This is a messenger RNA of Lycium barbarum (goji berry), 6264 nucleotides long. Its product is annotated as putative late blight resistance protein homolog R1A-10. Gene Ontology annotation, molecular function: ADP binding. Gene Ontology annotation, biological process: defense response to other organism. The record is from RefSeq and is a predicted model, not a curated record. The transcript has 9 exons. The coding region runs from base 325 to 2982 and encodes 885 amino acids. Lineage: Eukaryota; Viridiplantae; Streptophyta; Magnoliopsida; Solanales; Solanaceae.
CAUACAACUGGGUUGCACUACAGUCCAUUGAUUAUCAAGAGUCUGACUCAAUCUUGCCAUUUCUUCUUUUUCAUCAGUCUUUUAUGUUUUUUUUUUCCAGUCUCUGCAACUUGAGGCUCGCCUUCUUCUGGUCACUUACAUUUCAAUUGUUCCCUCCCUCUCACCUCCUUUUUACGAGAUUAUUAUUUUUAUUGUCAUGUUUUGAUUGGAUUUUUUGCAGGCGAGCUUUGAUUUUAAUUUUUCCUGUUGGUUUCGGACUUCCCAUGUUUUUUUUUUCCGCUAACACCAUAUGGAGGGAAUUUUGCACAACUUUCUAAUAUUUGGAUGCAUGCGUUUGGAGGCAUUCCAGCAAGUUGCAAUAACCAUUACUCAGAGAAAAUGGCUUAUGCUGCUCUUUCUUCACUUAUGCAUACACUGCAACAACUCUUGCAACCUAGCCAACAGUUGGUCUGUCGAAGCUCUAUAGAACGACAUGUUGAAUCUGCUUAUCAAAGUCUAUGUGCUCUGCAAGUUUUUCUUCAGAAUACUACAAAGGAAGCCAAAAAUAUCAAAACUCUCAAGGCUUUAGAAAAGAGGAUCAGAGAUGUAGUCUACAAAGCAGAAGAUAGAGUUGAUUCAAGCCUUAGAAGCGUCAUUCUAGCUUAUAAUGGAGACAACCGAGAAAGGGCAUGUAGAUCCUUUUCUGAAGAAUUGCUAGAAGUGGAAAAAGAAGUUGAUUCUCUCAAGAAAGAGGUGAUGCAGAUCGAGAUUAGCAAGCAUGGAUUCAAGUCAGCAGAAGCAACUACUACUUCUUCAUCAUCAAGAAGGUAUGCAACUGAUCAAAAUACCAUUAUUGGGACGGAGGAUGACUUCAAUACCAUAGUAGAUCGCCUCACUAACCAAACAGAUGAGUUAACUGUAAUACCAAUUGUCGGUAUGGGCGGUAUAGGUAAGUCAACUCUUGCUAGAAAAGUUUAUGAUGAUUCAUCUAUUCGUUCUCGAUUUGAUAAACAUGCAUGGUUGACUCUCUCUGAAAGCUACAAUGAGAGACAAAUGCUUCUUGAAAUUGUCUCCUCAAUUACUGGAAGCUGUCAAGAAAUGAGUGAUGAUCAACUAAUGGAGAUCGUGUAUAAAGGUCUGAAGGGUAGGAAGUUUCUAAUUGUCAUAGAUGAUAUUUGGGGUACUGAGGCUUGGGACCAAAUGCGACGAAUGUUUCCAAAUGAUGAAAAUAAAAGCCGAAUUCUAUUAACUACUCGGCUCAAAUAUGUUGCUGAUUAUGCCAGCGGUGCUGAUUUUCCUCCUCAUCAUAUGUCUUUUCUAAGUUUCGAUGAUAGUUGGAAUCUAUUUACCAAAAUACUAUUCCAAGAAGAACCCUAUCCUCCACAACUACAACAAAUUGGGAAGCAUAUCGUACAGCAAUGCGGAGGAUUACCUCUAUCAAUUAUUGUCGUUUCUGGACUUCUUGGAAAGAUGGAAUUGACCCAUGAUAAUUGGAAGAAGGUUGAGGAAAAUUUGAACUCAUUCUUUGGUAGGGUCUCCGAACAAUGUCAAGCAAUUCUUUCUUUGAGCUACAGUUGUUUGCCUCAACAUUUGAAGGCUUGUUUUCUCUAUAUUGGAAGUUUUCCUGAAGAUAUGGAAAUUAGUGUUUCGGUGUUGAUUAGACUAUGGAUUGCCGAGCUAUUCAUAAAGGCAGGAAGCAAUCAAAGGCUAGAAGUGGUGGCAGAGGAGUAUCUAGAAGAGUUAAUUGAUAGAAGUCUAAUUUUGGCCCGUAAACGGAAGGUUAAUGGAAGAAUGAAAACUUGCAAAAUUCAUGAUCUUCUUCGGCAGAUGUGCAUAAGAGAAGCUCAAAUGGAAAAUUUUGUGCAUGUCAAGAAUGAGAAUGUCCCAACUUUAUCAGAAGGAAUAAAUUAUGAAAGGCGAGUGAUGAUUCCGCUUAAUAUUCUUAGCAAGCAUGUUUAUGGUCAUAGGCAUAGGAGUGGUACUAUCAGUACAAUCCGCAGCUUGGUUGUUACGAGCAUUAAUCUUAUUCGUAUUUAUAAGCGUCCCUAUUCCAUUAUCUCACAUUUUGAGCUGCUCAAGGUGUUGGACGUAUCUCAAAUUGAUUAUGAUUUCUCUAAUGUAAUACCUCAACUUGUACAUUUGAGAUAUGUUGCUGCAAAAAUAUCCAAAGCUCCUUCACUAGCCAAACUGUGGAAUCUACAGACCAUAAUUCUUCGUAAAAUAGAACGUAAUUCCCGAUCAUACGCGGAGCUCCUAUCAGAGAUCUGGACAAAGACGGAGAUAAGACAUCUAGAUAUUGGAAAGGAAAUACGUUUGCCUAAUCCUCUUGAGGCAGAAAGUCAUGAAGAACAACCAUUGUUUCUCAAUAACUUGCAAAUACUUGCUCUCAGUUCCUCUCCAUUUUUGGCGGAAAUCCUAAGAAGAGCUCCCAAUCUAAUUAAGCUAAAGAUUGUGUCUUUGAAAUCUGUUGACUGGCCUGCUAUUCUUGAUUAUGUCAUUCUAUUACAACAACUGGAGGCGCUAUUUAUACAAGGAACCUUUGGCCGGAUGAUUCUCUCUAGGGAUUUUUACCUGCCUAAUCUCAAGCAGUUGAGAUUACGUUAUACUAAAUUGGGAUGGGAAGAUAUGGUUGUGCUGGCUAAUUUACCCAAUCUUGAGGUGCUCAAAGCAAAUAACGCAAUCCAUGGAACAGAUUGGAUACUAAAUGAAGAUGUUGUGUUUCAAAGAUUAAAAUAUCUACGAAUCAAGGGCGGAGAUCUGGAAAGGUGGGAAGCAACUAGUGAUAAUUUUCCGAUACUGGAGAAACUAAUCCUGAUUGCGUUUCGUACACUGUCGGAGAUUCCCCAGAGUAUUGGAGAUAUAAUGACGCUAAAAUUAAUUCAAAUAGUAUUUUGCAGCUCUACUGUCGAAACUAGUGCAAAGAAAAUUCAAGAAGAGCAAGAAAGCUAUGGAAAUGAUGAGCUUCAAUUUCUAAUCAUAGCUAUACUCAUAAUGUGGUUGUAACAGAUAAAUUUGGACGGGAAGUGUAGCAUAAUAUACUUUUAAUGCAAUGGAAGAUAAGCCUACAAGUGCUAGUGUGAGAGUCACUGCAUUGUAUUCCAUCCGAAUGACAAACUGCCAGUGUGGACAGAAGAAUGCUGGCUAUUUACCAGCAGGGGAUUUGCCUUCUGGAUCGAGCUUGUCGCACGGGGCUUGCCUAGUGCAGGUUAUCUCUUCUGUGUGGUUUGCGGGCUAUUAAACAGGAGCGAGAUUUACCCUGUGCCCACUUGAAAGGUAGCGACGGCUGCGGGUUCCCUUGUCAUCAAAAAAAGAAAAAAGAAUGCUGGCUGUUUUUCCAAAUACCGAUCAACUGUUAAAUUGUUUAAUGGACUGUGUAAUGUUAAGUAUGUAUUGGUGCUCAAUAGUUAAGGGUAGUAUAGUUUCAAAACUAGUCUAAAUAUAACAUAUUUUCUACAUAAAGGGACCAAAAGAGACACAUUUUCUGUCAAUUGAAAGUUAAGUGUGUUUAAUGAUAUAUCAUAAGGACCAAAAUAAAAAAUUUAAAAUAAUUGAGGAACCAAAAGUGUUAUUAUCCCAAGCUUUUCUUUUGCUUUCUUGACAAGCAUAUAGUGCAUAAAAAAUUCCAAGAGGUUGGAAAGAGCCAUAAAAGAACAAGUACCACAACUUCACAUACACCAAGCUUUAAAAUCAAGUUUCUUCGUUAGUAUCAAAUUAUUAUCAUAUAAUACUAAAAGUGAAAAUCUCUUAUCUUCGAAGUUAGAUUACGAUUUGCCCCUGCAUUAAAUCAAAAUGUAAUAAAACAUCUAAUUAAUAGCACUAUACUAAUUAUAUAAAGAUUGAAUUACAAGUUCAACAAUUAAAUAAUUUUUCUUUAUAUUAAUAUAUAAAAUGCUUCACACCCUCAAAAGGCAAUGAAUCCAAAAACGUAUUUUAACAUUUUUUUUAGUUAUAUCAAUAUAUAUACACACACACACGCCCAUCAAAUAUUGACAUUUUACCCUUCCUUUGAACUCUAAUUCUAAAAUAUAUUUCUGCCAGAAAGUAAAGUGUAAUCUUCUAAUAAAUGAUUAGUCAAUUAAUUAUUUUCUACUAUAAUUAACCAGCUAGUAAAUGAAAAGGCAGUCACCGGAAGAUAUUAUAAUGACCUAAGUAAAUGAUAAAGUUGUGUUGAUUCACUGCACCCUUUCAACUCCUUCAUAAAGUUAUAUUUACUGCAAUCUUUCAAUUCAUAACUUUCAUCCUUGCUUCAUAUCAUUGUAAUGGCAAUAAUCUUUUGUUCCCAUAAAUUAACAUUCUUUGUGGAGGUUGUCAAUGAUGAAAGCCAUCUUAUUGUCAUUAGAAUAACCUCUUCGAAUGUGCUGCUAUGAAAAAUACUUUGUAGAGAAAAAGAAUUUAUGUUGCAGAAUGUCCAGUGAAGAUGAAAACAAGCUUUUCCACCUUUGUUGUCCUACUCUUAACUAAAGUUGUCACUUAUUUCUGUUAUGCAAAUGAAGUUACUCACGUGAAUCUUGAAGUAGAAAAAUUUGCGCGUAGAUGUUUUACGUGCUCUGGUCAUUUCUGAAGAGAUGGAUAUGACAAAAAAGAAAUACCUUAGAGGUGAAGGAACAAAUUUGAAGGCAUUGAAAGAUAAAAAAUUACAGGGUCAGCUUGCUGUGAAAGAAGAUUUGUAGGGAAAAUCUGCAGCAGCUGCCACUAAGGCUGAGAAGUGGCUUAUGCCAAGUGAGGGUGGUUAUCUAGAGGGUGAUGGUAUUGAGAAGACUUGGAGAAUAAAGCAGGAUGCAAUUGCCAAUGAAGUAAGCAGGAUGCAAUUGCCAAUGAAGUUGACAUCUUGAGCUCUAGAAAACAAUUUGAUAUCGUCUUACCAGAUUUUGGUCCUUACACUCUUGAAUUCACCCCUAGCGGUCGCUACAUGGCUUCAGCUGGACGCAAGGGUCAUAUUGCUAUUGUAGAUAUGAAAAACAUGAAUGCCAUUAAAGAACUACAGGUACCCGUAUAUAUACAAUAGAGAUGGCACGGAGCUCCACUGCCUGAAGGAACACGGUGCUAUGCUAAAGCUUCAGUUUUUAAGGAAUCACUUCCUUUUGGCUACUAUAAACAAAUUUGGUCAGCUGCGUUAUCAGGAUGUUACCACUGGACAGAUGGUAUCUAAUCUUCGAACUGGCUUGGGUCGUACUGAUGUCAUGCAAGUGAAUCCCUUCAACGGUGUGGUUGCUGUCGGCCAUUCUGGUGGGACUGUCAGCAUGUGGAAGCCUACGAGUGCUGCUCCCCUAGUGAAGAUACUCUGGCAUCCUGGACCCGUCACAGCUCUAGCAUUCCACCCUAACGGCCAUCUAAUGGCAACUGCCGGUAUGGAGAGGAAAAUAAAGAUUUGGGAUUUGAGAAGAUCUGAGGUUCUGCAAACAUUACCUGGUCAUUGCAAGGCCUUGGAUUUUAGUCAAAAAGGCUUACUUGCUACUGCAACCGGAUCCUUUGUACGAGUUUUCGGAGAUCUUUCUGGAUCUCUGAAUUAUGGCAGUUAUAUGACCCAUUCUGUUGCGAAAGUAUACCAAGUAAAGAAGGUGGCGUUCAGACCAUACGAAGAUGUUCUAGGUAUAGGACACUCGAUGGGUUGGUCUUCUAUCUUAAUCCCAGGAUCCGGAGAACCCAACUUCGAUUCUUGGGUGGCAAAUCCGUUUGAAACAUCUAAACAAAGAAGAGAGAAGGAAGUCCGCUCUCUUCUUGAUAAACUUCCUCCGGAAACUAUCAUGUUGGAUCCGACAAAGAUUGGUUAGGUGAGACCAGCAACGAAGAAGUAAAAGCCAACAAAGGAGGAAAGAGAAACAGAAAUGGAAGCUGCUAUUGAGGAAGCUAGAAGUAUUCCUAUGAAGAAGAAAACAAAAGGUAGAAGCAAGCCGAGUAAGAUCGCAAAGAAGAAGCAAGGAGCUGUUGAAAAAGCUAAGAAGCCUUUCUUGGAGCAACACCUGAAGAAGAGGAAACUCAGCUUCCAAAAUCUUUAGAGCGUUUCGUUAGGAAGAAGGCAGUUGCAUGAUUAGUUAUGUCCACUGGACUUUUCUUUCUUAUCCUUGAGGCAAUUUUGCUUAUAGGAAUUGAAGAAGCAAGUGCUGUAAUUCUUCAGAUCAAAUUACCCCUUUUCGAGCCGUUUACGUUGCUUUUUACUGUUGAGGUUAAAAGUUUAGGCAUUCUUGUUUAACAUGGAGGUUUCCGGCUUGAAGUACAGGCGAACGUAAAAUUGCAUUGUUUUAAUGGAAUUUUAGAAGACUGGUCCAAAUUUACUUUAUUUUGUCA